CAUGCGCAGAUCGUUAAAACUGCCGAUGUGGCUGCUGAACUUUUUAUUAAGCCGUAAGAACCGAAAAACUGUUGACAUGAAACUUGUUAUACUGACUUUCUUUGUCCUCUGCUGCUCUGUUACAGCAGAGCAAGACGAAAGACUGCCGAACAAAUGCGAAGUGUGUAAGUUUCUGUCAGUAGAGCUGCAGGAUGCUCUGGAGAAAAGUGGUCGCUCCAAAGAAGUCCUGGAGCUGGGAGAGGUGCUGGACUCAGGCAGGAGGAGAAGGACGAUCAAAUACAACACUUCGGAAACCCGUCUGACAGAGGCUCUGGACAACAUAUGUGAGCGCGUCCUGCAGUAUAAUGUUCACGCAGAGAGGCCAGGCAGCCUCCGAUACGCCAAGGGGGCCAGUCAGACCAUGACGACUCUGAAGAACCUGGUCCACAAAGGGGUCAAAGUAGAUUUGGGUCUGCCAUUUGAGCUGUGGGACGAACCCUCUGUAGAGGUGUCAGACAUGAAGAAACAGUGUGAGACGAUGCUGGAGCAGUAUGAGGAGGUCGUGGAGGACUGGUACUUCAAUCAUCAGGAGAAGAGGCUGGAGAGCUUCCUCUGUCAGAACCAAGUCCUCAAGACAUCAGAGCAAGAGUGCAUAAAGGAGAUGUGGAAAGGAGACAUGAGAAUCAAAAGUGAGGCCAAGGAGGCAGAAAGCCACGGCACAGAAGAGGAGAGGAAAUCGCAUGAUGCUGGAGAGCUAUGAGGGGGAAAAUAUAUAAAAGUGAAACGCAAAAGACAACGGAGUAACCUCAAAUUUCCCGGCCAAUAGUAAAAAAAUAUACACAAACUUUUUUUAUUAUAUUUCUACUGCCAAAUCUUGGUUCCAGAGUCUUGGGAGUCAUAAUCAUGUGUGCUUUUGGAUUUCAACACUACGUUUCUCCCGUUGUUUGUAUAUGAACUGUCGCACAUUUUAGUUGAAUGAGGUUCCAAGCUUUUGCCAUUCAUAUUUUAGUCAGUGUUAUACGAUGUUUACACGCUGUUACAUCUCCUAAUGCCAACACUAUAUGGUACAAAGCAGCAUGUUUACAUCCCAAUUACAGCCUUAUAAUGCAAUAUGUACAGUUUUUUCAGUGUGAAUAAAAUGCCUUUUAUAACA
Messenger RNA from Gymnodraco acuticeps, 1132 nucleotides. RefSeq names its product canopy FGF signaling regulator 4 (gene cnpy4). The coding region runs from base 2 to 739 and encodes 245 amino acids. Gene Ontology annotation, molecular function: signaling receptor binding. The record is from RefSeq and is a predicted model, not a curated record. Gene Ontology annotation, cellular component: endomembrane system. Lineage: Eukaryota; Metazoa; Chordata; Actinopteri; Perciformes; Bathydraconidae. The transcript is spliced from 6 exons.